Molecule: messenger RNA, 1314 nt
Organism: Aspergillus welwitschiae
Lineage: Eukaryota; Fungi; Ascomycota; Eurotiomycetes; Eurotiales; Aspergillaceae
Product: 3-keto-steroid reductase
Exons: 2
Coding region: 1-1314 (437 amino acids)
Biological process (GO): ergosterol biosynthetic process
Cellular component (GO): lipid droplet; endoplasmic reticulum membrane; mitochondrial outer membrane
Molecular function (GO): 3-beta-hydroxysteroid 3-dehydrogenase (NADP+) activity
Source: RefSeq, a predicted model, not a curated record
AUGGCCGAACUAUCACAAGAUGAUCUACAGAAUCAAUUCUACGUACUAGUAACCGGCGCAAACAGCGGCCUCGGCCUCGCCAUCUGCGCCCGUCUAAUAACGGACUUCCUCACCACGCACCCAUCAACCCACCACCUAACCAUAAUCUUCACGACCCGGAGCCCCAAAAAAGCCUCCUCGACCCUCCACCACCUCCAAACCCUCCUCCCACCUAUAUCCUCACCCACCCAAUCCUCCAGAAUAACCCUCCACCCCGAAACCGUCGACCUCUCCUCCCUCCCCUCCGUCCGCGCCCUCUCCCAGCGACUCACAACCACCAUCCCCAAACUCGACUCCAUCGUCCUGAACGCCGGCAUCGGCGGCUGGACAGGGAUCGACUGGCCGCGCGCAAUCUGGGGAACCCUCACAGACCUCGUACAUAGUGUAUCGUGGUUCGCGCACAAGAUAGCCCCCGUGGGGAUGAUCACCCCUCCUCAAACUACACAGCCUUCGGAGCCGCGGCUCGGAAGCGUCUUCACGGCGAACGUAUUCGGACACUACAUGCUCUCGCAUAACGUCAUGGGCCUACUGCGGAAAUCCACCCAGCCGGGGCGAGUAAUCUGGGUAUCGAGCAUCGAGGCCACCGUGAACCACUUCAAUGUCGAUGAUAUCCAGGGAUUGAAGACGAAGGUGCCUUAUGAGAGUUCGAAGACACUUACGGAUAUUCUCGCGCUCACGGCCGAGUCGCCUUCCACUCAGAAAUGGAUAGAGGGGUUUUAUACCCCCCCUGAUAGUAAUGGGGAGAAGAGUGAAGGGGAUGGUGGAGGUACACGCCCACGCAUGUACCUCUCGCACCCUGGUGUCUGCGGAACAGGGAUCCUGCCGCUGGCGCUCCCGCUGUUCUGGGCGAUGAUCGCGUCCUUUUAUAUUGCGCGGUUGCUGGGAUCGCCGUGGCAUACGCUGUCGACGUAUGCGGGGGCGUGUGCGCCGACGUGGUUGGCUGUGAGUCGGCAGGAGGAGCUGGAUGCUGCGGAGGAGGUGUAUCGGGCUCAUGGUGGGGGGAAGGUUAAAUGGGGGUCGUCGUGUGAUCGGUUGGGGAGGGAUAAGGCUGUUUCAACGGAGGUGGAUGGGUGGGGACAUGGGGGCGUGGUUGGGGAGGCGGUGGUGAUGGAGGAUCGGUGUCGGAGGAGGAAGCGCGGGGCGAAGGAUUUGACGGCGGAGGAGAAGGUCGAGUUUGAGGAGUUGGGGAGGAAGUGUUGGCAGGGGAUGGAGGAGUUGAGGGUGCAGUGGGAAGAGAUCUUGGAGAGGGAGGAAAGGGAGGGCGGUGCUGCUUAG